AUGCUAUUUUCCAAGAGUGUAUUCUCGACGGUUGUGACAUGGAGCACGGAAGGAAUGAAAAUCUUAAAUUUCUAUUCAAGUACUGCAAUGAAUUCCACAACGGCCUUCUUGAUACCAUCCUCUCUUCCAGUACUGAAAGAGAAAGGCCUUACCAAAUGCUUUCUGUUGUAUCGAGGAAGUCAAGACGGAUUUACAGCUCAAUCGUUUCAUGCAAAAUGUGAUUCACAUACACCUACUCUUACAAUAAUCAAAACAAGUGGUCACGAUCCACAAAUAUUUGGAGGUUACACCACACAAACUUGGAAUCCUGUCAAUGGCAAUUACAAACGGGAUUCUGAAUCUUUUAUUUUCAAAUAUCAUGAUUCGAAAUGCAUGUUUGAGAUUUUGCCAAAUUCAGAUUCCUCUACUGGAGAAGCAAUCUAUGCAAUGCCUAACAAUUUGACAUGCUUUGGAGGAGGUUGUGACUUUUCUAUUGCUGACAAGUGUAACGAAAAUAAGAAGAGUUAUUGCAAUUUGGGAUAUAGCUACACCAUACCUCAAUCACUGUCAAACUUUCAACAUGAAGAUGCUGAGGUGAGAUCCUACUUGGCAGGAUCAAAAAACUUUAAAGUUUCGGAAAUUGAGGUUUAUAAAGUAAAUUGA
Messenger RNA from Naegleria lovaniensis, 642 nucleotides. RefSeq lists its product as uncharacterized. NCBI's taxonomy places the organism in Eukaryota, Heterolobosea, Eutetramitea, Acrasida, Naegleriidae. The coding region runs from base 1 to 642 and encodes 213 amino acids. The transcript has a single exon. The record is from RefSeq and is a predicted model, not a curated record.